Zingiber officinale is the source of this 3833-nucleotide messenger RNA. RefSeq names its product cyclin-dependent kinase G-2-like. Gene Ontology annotation, molecular function: ATP binding; cyclin-dependent protein serine/threonine kinase activity. Gene Ontology annotation, biological process: protein phosphorylation; regulation of mitotic cell cycle. The record is from RefSeq and is a predicted model, not a curated record. NCBI's taxonomy places the organism in Eukaryota, Viridiplantae, Streptophyta, Magnoliopsida, Zingiberales, Zingiberaceae. Gene Ontology annotation, cellular component: nucleus. The transcript has 9 exons. The coding region runs from base 446 to 2614 and encodes 722 amino acids.
AUUUGUGGGUACAAAUCCAACCUUUUCGUGGAAGAAGUUCGCGGCCGCCUCCGUGUCGGAACAAUCUUUGUUCGCCCCUCUUCCGCUAUAUUAACAAAAGCACCGCCUCAGCCUUCGUGUCUUCGAGGAAGAGUCGUCGCCGUCGUCGGAAUCCUCGACGACACUGCUCAGGUCUGUUUCCCCGGCGCUCCCUCCCACCUACUACCUUAACGUCCGGUUCCUUCUCAGUCGGCGCUUGUUCGUCGUUAGAUUCAUUGACUCUUCUGGGCUGUUCGCCCUAUUUUCGAUUUCUUGGAGCCGAAUCUAGUUAUAUCUUGAUUUUGUGAGAUAUAUUAGGGGGUUUCUGAUUCGACCCUCUAGGUUUUCUCGUUGUCUUUGCCCCUUUUGUGGAUCUAGGGUUUCGUGGUCAACACCCGAUUUUUAGGGUUUCUUUGGCCCCUGGUCUAUGGCAGCUGGUCGACAUAGUAGGUACCGAGAUUAUGAGUUCAGGGAUCGCGAGACGCAUGCGAAGCUCUCUAGGAGGAAGGAUUAUUACCGAGAUCGAAUACAUGAUGGUGGUUUCGAUAGGGGCCGCGACCACCCCCACCAUGAUUUGCGUGAUAGGAUUGGGGUUGCUCAAGGAGACAUCCAGAGGAGGGGAGUGAUUAACGGUUUCUAUCGCUCCCCCCUUUCUAGCAGUUCUAGCGGAGGAAGCAAGAAUAGUCAGAAAUUGAACCACCUUUCUGGCAAAGACGUGGAUCGCGAGACUGGGGAGUUGUCCAGUGGCAGCGGAUCAGAUGAUGCGGAAGCACCGAUUUCAAAGAUAAAAGAUAAUGGAACUACAAUUCAUGAGAAUGGGAACUCUUACAUGGAUAACAGGAAGAGAAAACUCUCUCCAAUCAUUUGGGAUAGGAAUGAUAGUAAGCGGUCUGCUGUUGUCACUUCCAGCAGUAAGAGCACCAUGAUUGAGAAUGAUACCCUGCCUCCACCACCUCCACAGCCUCUGGGAUUUGUUCCAUCACAUUCUAUUGACACAGUUCAACGAUCUGGUACAAAUACAUCGCCUUCAGAUGUGGAUAUCUCAGUUGAAUCACCUCAACCACUGUUGGCAAGUAAUUAUCAGGAGGUAAAAUUGUUGGAUGAUUUUGAAGAUGAACCUGCUCCUGCUAGGAGUAUUUCCUUCUCCAGAUGGGCAGACAGGAAUAUUGAUUCUGACGAUGAGGAUGAAAGUCUCAAGGUGGAUGUAGUACCCAAAAAUAAAAAAAAUACCCCAUUAUCUGGUCCAUCAGGGCAGCAUUUGCAUAAGAAAACAGUUAGUCCUGAGCUGGGUGAUGUUAUCAUGGCAGAAAAUUCUGGAGGUAAUUUUUCCAAAUCUUACUCAGGAGAGCAUGAAUAUGAUGGUUUAGAUGCUGAGUUGGAUAGGAAUGAUCAUAUGAGUGCUGCUGGUGGUGAGACUAGUACAAGUGAUCAAAGUUUUGACACUGAUGCUGAGGAUGAAGAUGGUAGGUCUAAGACACCAGAACCAGCACAACCACCUAAAAGAUGUAUAAACAUGCUGCAAGGUUGUAGAAGUGUUGAUGAGUUUGAGAGGCUUAAUAAAAUAGAUGAAGGUACCUAUGGGGUUGUCUAUAGAGCAAAGGAUAAAAAGACGGGGGAGAUAGUGGCAUUGAAAAAAGUUAAAAUGGAAAAGGAGAAGGAGAAGGAGGAGGGCUUUCCUCUUACCUCGCUUAGGGAGAUAAAUAUUUUAUUAUCUUUUCAUCAUCCUUCAAUUGUAGAUGUUAAGGAAGUUGUAGUAGGUAGUGAUUUUGACAAGAUUUUUAUGGUUUUGGAGUAUAUGGAACAUGAUCUAAAAGCACUGAUGGAGACUAUGAAACAACCAUUUAGUCAGAGUGAGGUAAAAUGCUUGAUGUUGCAGCUGCUUUCAGGUGUCAAGUACCUUCAUGACAACUGGGUACUCCAUAGGGAUUUGAAGUCAUCAAAUAUUCUUUUAAACAAUCACGGAGAGCUAAAGAUAUGCGACUUUGGUUUGUCUCGCCAAUAUGGAAGUCCAUUGAAACCUUACACUCCGUUGGUGGUUACAUUGUGGUACAGAGCACCUGAACUUCUACUGGGGGCUAAAGAAUAUUCUACUGCUAUUGACAUGUGGUCUUUAGGGUGCAUAAUGGCAGAACUCCUAUCAAAGGAACCAUUAUUCAGUGGGAAAUCUGAGCGUGAUCAACUUGACAAGAUAUUCAGGACACUUGGUACCCCUAACCAAAGCAUCUGGCCUGGAUUUGCUAAAUUACCUGGUGUUAAAGUAAACUUUGUCAAGCAACCGUAUAAUAAGCUACGUGAAAAGUUUCCUUCCACGUCCUUUAUUGGAGGUCCAACCCUUUCUGAAGCUGGUUUUGAUUUAUUAAACAGACUUUUGACAUACAACCCUGAUAAGCGAAUAACUGCAGAAGCUGCUCUAAAUCAUCCGUGGUUCCAAGAGGUUCCUUUACCAAAGUCAAAAGAAUUCAUGCCUACUUUUCCUGCUCAACAUGCCCAAGAUCGACGUCUAAGAAGAAUAAUGAAGAGCUCAGACCCACUGACAGAGCAGCAGCAGAAGGAACUGCAGCAAGGUGAUCUUGGUCUUUUUACCCUAUUUGGAUAGAGAAUACUUGCAAGGCAUUGCAGUAGUUCACCUAUGUCUUUCUAUCUGAUUUGGCUAGAAGACACCUAAACAACAUUUAUUCGGUAAUACCAUAUGCGUCUCGUGACAUUGUGCGACUUAAUGUCAGACAGCGAUUGAUAAUCUUGUUUAGCAGGCACUUGAUAAAGGAAAGUGUCUCCUUUACCCACCAAAACAACAAUAGUCAUGUCAAGGCCCUUUUUUCCAGCACCAACUAUAUAAAGUGCAUCUUUAAGGUGGGAUGUAUUUAACUUAAACACUUUGAUUAAUUCCCUAUGACAUAUAGCUCAACAUUUGUCUGGAAAAUUGUAACAGCUGCUUCUUAAAAUUCAUAAUAUCAAGCAUUUAUUGAUGUUGAUCAUAUUUCAUUCCGAUAUUUUUGAUUUUUUGUACUGUGUUUGCAAGAGUUGACUAGUCAGAUGCGGUGGGUCAUUGUUUGCUUCUGGUGCACGAGUGCUCUAUACCUCUAUUCUCAGAAAGGUAAUUUAAUUCACUCACUGAUGCUUAAGAUCAGGAGAGCGUAUCACUUUUGCUACAAUAGCCCAAGCUCCUUUACUUAUGUUUCUUGUAGUCUGGUACUUGAAAGGUUUUAUCUAAGCUUCCGUCAGUGGUCCUCUACCAGGGUCUAGUGUGUAUGCAAGUAUUACUGAUAAAAAGAUAUUAUUUAUAACAUGCAAGCUCUCAUCUUGGGCAGAAAACUGAUAUCUUCUAUGGUUAUGGACUUUGGCGUUAUGGAGUUUGACCUUGUGCAGGAAUAUUAGGAGAAUUUUUAGAGACUUCUGCAGAACUUGUUCAGCAGGAAUUUCAGCAAAAAGGAGUACGAGGUAGCUUGCAAAUAAGGUAUUGCUUCAUGCCCCCUUGAUGAUCAUGUCUUUUUGGCCACCUCGGCAUUGCAAAAGAAUCAACGCAGAUUCUCAAACCAAUCUGAAAGGAUACUUGGCAAGUUUUCUGUCUUAUGAUGGAUGUAUCCAUGCUGGCUCCUACGUCCAUUUGCGGCAGGUUGUUUUAAUUUUAGUUGGAUCACGGAAUUUAUUAUCCGAUGUUCAUUUAAUUAGAGGGUUAAGAUAAUGGUGAAAAUUUCAUUUUCAUUAUGCUAAUUAGUUUCACCUUCAGGUGGUGUCAUUUUUUUUUUCAUCUAGUUAUGUUGUAAUUGUAAAAUUUUUAUUCUUAAAGUUUUGAUUGACGAUGAUCUUUGUGAGCC